UCGUCACAUCAGCCAAGUUCAUUGUGGCUUGUAUGCGUUAUAGCUUUAUCUUACCACCUGACCGAGAGUAACGGGUCUGACCCGUUGUUUUAAAGCUCAAGGCUCUACAGCCUGUAAAUAUAGACACGUUUUAGGCUGCUGUGCAUGUGUUUUCUUUAACACAAUAGGCGGAAAAAAACAAUUUGGUUAGGUUUCAUCGGACUCAGAGACUUGAUGGUAUAUUUUUUCCAUUACACAGGCUUAGUUAAGGGUUGUCGUUUCUAAAGUGCUUCGCUCAGUGCGCUUGUGUACGCUUACCAUGUCUCACAAAAGUUGUUACUCAAACCCAGGUACAGGGGGCAAGCGACCCCGAAACGACACGGGGAACAAGGUGACAGUUGUACUUGGGGCACAAUGGGGAGAUGAAGGGAAAGGAAAAGUUGUCGAUUUGUUGGCUACAGAGUCAGACAUAAUUUGCAGAUGCCAGGGCGGUAAUAAUGCUGGUCAUACCGUGGUUGUGGAAGGGAAGGAGUAUGACUUCCACCUCCUACCCAGCGGGAUCAUCAACUCGAAAGCUCUUUCUGUGAUUGGCAAUGGUGUGGUUAUUCAUUUGCCAGGCUUGUUUGAAGAAGCAGAAAAAAAUGAAAAGAAAGGCCUUAAAGACUGGGAGAAGAGGCUGAUAAUCUCAGAUAGGGCCCACAUUGUGUUUGACUUCCACCAGGCAGUAGACGGGCUCCAGGAAGUACAGCGACAAGCACAUGAUGGGAAAAAUAUUGGAACGACAAAGAAAGGCAUUGGACCGACCUACUCAAGCAAAGCAUCGCGUACCGGGCUGCGUAUCUGUGACCUCCUAGAUGAUUUCAAAGAGUUCUCUUUAAGGUUCAAGAACCUUGCUCAACAACACCAUGCCAUGUUUCCCACAUUGGAGGUGGAUGUCGAUGGUCAGCUGAAGAAAUUAAAGGAAUAUGCUGAGCGGAUAAGACCCAUGGUAAGAGACGCUGUCUAUUUCAUGUACGAGGCUAUUAAUGGACCCCCUAAGAAGAUUCUGGUGGAGGGAGCCAAUGCUGCCCUGCUUGAUAUUGAUUUUGGUACAUACCCAUUUGUGACAUCAUCAAACUGCACCGUGGGUGGUGUGUGUACAGGACUGGGCAUCCCUCCUCUGAAUAUCGGUGAUGUGUAUGGGGUGGUGAAGGCAUACACCACCAGAGUGGGUAUCGGGGCAUUCCCCACGGAACAACUCAAUGAAGUUGGAGAGCUGCUGCAGACGCGAGGCCACGAGGUGGGCGUGACCACUGGCAGGAAGAGACGCUGCGGUUGGCUUGAUCUGGUCAUCCUGCGUUAUGCCAACAUGAUCAACGGCUUUACUGCGUUUGCAUUAACCAAACUUGAUAUCCUUGACGUGAUGGAGGAAAUCAAAGUGGGAGUGUCUUAUAAGCUCAAUGGAAAAAAUAUUCCAUAUUUUCCAGCUAACAUGGACGUCCUGCAGAAAGUGGAGGUGGUGUAUGACAAACUGCCUGGCUGGAAUUGUGACACCUCAUCGUGUAGGAAGUGGGAAGAGCUGCCAGUGAAAGCCCAGAACUACAUCCGCUUUAUAGAGAAUCACGUUGGAGUGCCUGUCAAAUGGGUUGGAGUGGGCAAGGCCAGGGAGUCUAUGAUCCAAAUAUUCUAGGACACCACCAGACCUUUUUAUCCUUCCUCUGUCCUUUCUCAGUGAAGAUUUGAGGUACCUUGUCUUUAUCUACUCUGCUAAGAUUUCCUCUAAUAAUGAUGCUCCUAUUGUUGAGCGAUUGCCACAGCCUCACAGACACCAGCUCAUGUCCACUAGGUUUGUACAACCGCCAUGCGACAUCUCCUACAUACUGUUCAAGAAGCACAAUAAAGUUCUGAAGAAUCCACACAUUUUAAUGUUGUCAGAGUAUGUUUACUAUGUGACUCUUUACAAACGCUGAACUUGUCUUAAGUGAGUUCAAAUAUAUUUAAUGUCCCAAUUCUGUUCUUUGCAAUUAUACAACAUCCAAGUGAAUUUUUUGCGGUUCAAGCAUUAUUAAUCAUUAUUAUUGUGAGAUGGUAAGGCUCAGGACGUUACAGGCUUUGGUAAAAAAAUAUGCUGAUUGACCACAUGGUGGUGCUAGAAAACAAUUAAUUCUGGAGAAUGUGUAAACUCAUGCACCUCACCUUGAGAAGUUAGUCUGUACAUUGCUUCAAGGACUCUUAAAUGUUGCAAUGAUGCAUUUUGAACCAUUAAGAAUUGUAGAAAGCACUUUUAAAAUGCUGUUCUGUCAUUUUAUAACCAAUCUGCAAAAAAUCCAAAUGCUGAAUUUUUCCUGACUACCAUGUGAAACAACAUUGACCCUACCGACCAGUUAACAUUCAUGUGGUUGUGUGCUUGCUCAAAAAUGCAUAAAAAUCAGGAAAAGAUGUUCAUGUUGUAACAAAACGUGGCACAGAUGUUCCAAAGUCUCAACACAUGCAGACAUGUUUAGAUCGAUCACACAGCAAUUUUGCUAAUUUUCCUGGAAAUGUAAACAUGUGAAGAGUGAUUUAAUUUGGCCAAAAUGGUGGUGUUGUUGGAUAGGAUAAAUAAUUAAUGCAAGCUCACAUUGUGGCCAUUAAGUUUGAGCAAGUAAAUAAUACCAUUUGAAGAUUUGCGCCAUAAUUCUGUAUGAUAUACACCUAAUUGACAUUCAAGUUUGGUGGAAAAUAUGUUUAAAGGAGUCAGCAUAUUUGAAAAUGGUCCCAAAUACAUCAAAGCGUAUUCUUUUUUUUUCUGCAUGACAUUGAGUUCUUAUAUUUAGCAUGGUAGCAUGGUAAAGGGUUCUCAAAGUAGGUCAUCAUAGGACAGUGUCCAAUUUAUCCUGAUGGUGGAGCAAUGGGCCCACCGCGUGAACCCUGGCAUUGCUGCGUUCAGCUAUAUUUUGGAUUUCAUAUAGCUUUCAUUUCAGCUAAACUAUGUUGUUCAGACUUUAGAGAACUGUGCCUGAUACUUGUAUGCUGAAAUGGAAUUACAGAUGAUGUGUAAAACUGUUUUGAACAAUUCAGUGUGCUAUGGUCAGAAUUAGGCAAUUCGUUUCUGCUACCUAAGAACAAUAGUGAAUUAUACUCCACAUUAUGUUUUUGGAUACUGUUUUUCGCUUGUGUCACCCAUUUGGUGAUAUGAAACAAAUAGUGUAUUUAUAAUCAGGUAAAUAUCCGUCCCUAUGUUUUUCUUAAUAUGAUGUCCCUAAUUGAUACAGUACUGUAACAGCUGUGAAUGGAGAUUUUUAAGAAGUGGAAAUCUGAUUUGCAAAUAAAUGUAUAUUGCACACAUUGA
Messenger RNA from Esox lucius (northern pike), 3289 nucleotides. Its product is annotated as adenylosuccinate synthetase isozyme 1 A. Gene Ontology annotation, molecular function: adenylosuccinate synthase activity; GTP binding. The coding region runs from base 299 to 1648 and encodes 449 amino acids. The transcript is spliced from 13 exons. Lineage: Eukaryota; Metazoa; Chordata; Actinopteri; Esociformes; Esocidae. The record is from RefSeq and is a predicted model, not a curated record. Gene Ontology annotation, biological process: 'de novo' AMP biosynthetic process; IMP metabolic process. Gene Ontology annotation, cellular component: cytoplasm.